Messenger RNA from Naegleria gruberi, 1041 nucleotides. RefSeq names its product rab family small GTPase. The transcript is spliced from 3 exons. Gene Ontology annotation, molecular function: GTPase activity; GTP binding. Lineage: Eukaryota; Heterolobosea; Eutetramitea; Acrasida; Naegleriidae. Bases 1 to 1041 code for a protein of 346 amino acids. The record is from RefSeq and is a predicted model, not a curated record.
AUGAGCAGGAGGAAUGAACAAACUCACAAGGUUGUUCUUUUAGGAGAUUCUGGAGUGGGAAAAACGUGUAUUUUGUGUAGAUACAACCAUGGUAAAUUUAAAUCGCAAUCGCCAACAAUAGGAGCAACAUUUUCCACGAGAAGACUUAAAGUAGAUGGUGAGAAUGAUUAUAUUUCUCUGCAAUUGUGGGAUACUGCUGGUCAGGAACGCUUUAAAUCCAUGUUACCAAUGUAUUAUAGAGGAGCAGCAUGUGCAGUAGUUUGCUUUGAUAGUAUGAGAAAACAAACUGCAGAGAAUGUGAAAAACUGGGUGAAGGAUCUUCAACAUCAUGCAGAUGAGGAAAUUCUAGUUGUAAUUAAUUGCACAAAAACUGACUUACUCAGAGAAACACCAGAAUGGAGGACUUUUAUUAAAAACUAUAUUAGAGAUACAUCUAGGAAUAGGAGCACUUUGGAAAAUGUUGUAAGCUCUGCUGAUAGAACUGGAUCUCUUUCAUCAUUUUCGUCAACAUUAACAGGAUCAAAUGCUCCUUCAAGCAAUAUUACAAGCAUUUCAGAAGCAAGUUCACAAUUAUCACCAUUGAGUGAAUGUGAUUCUCAAUCAGAAGCAUCUUUUGGACUUACUGGCCUCUAUUCUGAUCCAAGACAUCCAUUCUUUGACAUGAUUCAAUAUGCUAAAAGUAUUAAUGCUGUCUACGUUGAAACAUCAUCCAAAGAAAAUGAAGGGAUUGAUGAUCUUUUCUAUGUAGUUGGGAAAAAACUUAUUGACUGUAAUAGAAGGAGAAGAAGACAAGAGUUUGGUUAUCUUUCACCAACUGGAAAGUCAAGAUUCAGUGAUGAUACCGAUAGUUUUUUAAAUGGUGACAUUAUCUCAACAACAUCCAGCUCGUACACAAUCAAGACAACCAAGGUUGAAAAACAAGGUAACACUGGGUGUUGUGGAUCAGGUAGCAGCAAACCAACAUUGCCAACUCAAUCUCCAAGAAGAGAGGACAAUGUGAUUUAUGUCAAGUCAGGAUCUGUGGAUGAUAGAUAUAGGUGA